CAUGUGUGUGUGCGAGUGUGACUUAAUUAAAUAAAUAUUCCGCUGAACGAGGCGUCGAUCGCGACUUCCGCGUGGAAGCAAGAAUUCCGGCGCCUGUGUUUCGUUUCGCCCUGUUGUGUCGCGUGAGCAUGCUUGCUAGUACUGAGGAAAUCACGGCCGAAACCGGCAACACCAAGCUGCUCAUCAAGCACAUCGACGUUAGCUCUCUGGCGUCGGUGCGGGCAUUCGCUAAGGACAUCCUCGCUACCGAGCCUGUGAUCGACGUCCUGAUACACAACGCCGGUGUAGCACAAGGCUACAACAAUAAGGUGACACCGGAUGGGCUCGAGUUCACGAUGGCAACCAACUACUACGGACCGUUCUUGCUGACCCAUCUGCUGAUAGAUCUGCUUAAGAAGUCCCAACAGGGCCGAAUCGUGAUCGUUUCGUCAAAGUUGUACCAGUUCGCGUCCCUCAACCCGGCCAACAUUAACAGCAUCAACCCGGUUAACUACUUCUCGCUGUUCCCGAUCCACCUGUACAACCUGUCCAAGUUCGCGGAGAUCAUGUUCACGCAGGAGCUGGCCCGGCGCCUGGAAGGCACGAAUGUUACUGCAAAUUGCCUACACCCGGGCGUCAUCGAUACCGGCAUCUGGCGCAACGUGCCAUUCCCGAUCAGCAUUCUGUUCAAGCCGAUUCAGAUGUGCUUCCGCACACCGGAAGAAGGUGCUCGCACCAGCAUCUUUCUGGCCGUGUCACCGGAUGUGGAGAAGAUCAGCGGCCAGUACUUCCGGGGUUGCAAGGUGCAUCAGCUGAACCGACGCGUCCAGCACGUGGCCCGACAGCAUGAGCUGUGGGAGGCAUCGAAGAAGUUGGUGAAGCUUUCCGCUGAGGAUCCACAGAUCUAAGCUACGCUCAGGAUGUCACCAGACGCCUCGAUCUGGACUUGGAUCCGAGUGUGUGAAAGUGCAGGGAGGAGCCCAUGACGUACGUACUAGAGUUAAGGAUUGUAAUAAACUAUGGUGUGCAUAUUGUGUGCC
Molecule: messenger RNA, 1019 nt
Organism: Anopheles nili
Lineage: Eukaryota; Metazoa; Arthropoda; Insecta; Diptera; Culicidae
Product: retinol dehydrogenase 14-like
Exons: 2
Coding region: 129-887 (252 amino acids)
Source: RefSeq, a predicted model, not a curated record